Saccostrea cuccullata (small rock oyster) is the source of this 1269-nucleotide messenger RNA. RefSeq lists its product as uncharacterized. Bases 17 to 961 code for a protein of 314 amino acids. The transcript has 4 exons. Lineage: Eukaryota; Metazoa; Mollusca; Bivalvia; Ostreida; Ostreidae. The record is from RefSeq and is a predicted model, not a curated record.
UCGUGACAUUAACAAGAUGGUGAACACAUCACAGAACGAAAGUGCCAUCCAACAGUCAUCUGGUAAACUUGCACACAAACGACAGAAAGCUGCAAGACAUUUCUUUUGGAUGUCCAUUGUUUUGGUAGGAAUUUCAACAAGUAGCAUCGUCUUUGGAAUUGUAUUGGUUGUCCAUAGUAUAGGGCGAUUUGUUUUCAGUUUCUCAGUGCACACAGGCGCUCUAAUAUGGUCGGGAACAAUGCUCUUGCUCAGUGGUAUAUCUUGUUAUUUUGUCUCUAAGAUGGAUAUUAAUAAUAUUAAUCUACCAUCUUCAAGCUAUAUCAAGAGAGUGACUGUUUACAGAGUGAUAAACGGACUGAGCUUAGGAAUAAAUGUUAUAGCUACUGGACUCUGUUCUGUCUCUGUCUUCUGGAUCACACUGAUUUGCAUGGCAUCUCAUUACCCGUGUUCUCUCUCAGAUUACCAGAAGUGGGACAUUGUAGCAUUUAUACUCUCCAUCAUUAUGUGUAUCGCUAACAUUGUUGGGUUUGUUUUAACAUGUUCAUUGCGGAUAAAUAAUAACGCAUUCCAAUCUUAUGCAAAAAGAAACACUUCUAGAAAUAUCAGAUACACUGAAAGGAAUCCACACGAGAGAGGAAAUUAUAGUAUAAGAAAUAUAGAUCUGCCCCAACAACACAAUUAUAGACCAUGUGAUUUAGAUCCUAGAUUUUAUGGAGAAUAUAGAUUAUGUAAAUUGCAGAAUAGGUAUUUAGAUCCUAGGUUUUAUGGAGAAUAUAGGUUAUGCAGAUUGCAGAAUAUGUUGCCUCCGGACACAUAUUCGGAUUUAGAUCCUAAAUUUAAUAAAGAAUAUAGAUUAUGUAGAUCACAGAAUAUGUUGCCUUCGGCUUAUGGCUUUAAGGCACGAGAGGUCAAUAUUUUCAAUACGCCUACUGACCCACCUCCAUCUUAUUACUGUGCGUGAUAAUAAAUUGGCGUAACAUACUAAAUCACCAGGUAUAAAUAAUUUCUUUUCGGUAUUCAUGAAUUAGCGCAUCAUUGUCCGAGCAAUUUGGCAUUAUAAGAUAAUAGAGUGUAAAUUAAAAUGUAUACCGCGGGGUUACCAGUCGCCCAUCCAACUGACUAAGUCCUAGUAGUCAUUUACAUACAAUUUUGUAUCUAAGUUCACUGUUGUUAUUGACUUCAAAAUACAGCUCCACCAGUAAACAUGUUUUUUGUUGAUAAAAUUUUGAUACUAUUUUUUACGUUUAGUUUGUAUUUAUUCACAAUUAA